AAAUCAUACAUAAGCUCGACUGUGGACCUCGAUUGGUUUUGCCACCGAUGCCAGCGCGUUAAUCAAUCCCAAUAUAUAAGAAUUCAAUGAGCCAGUAAAGACUGGCAGUUCCUCGACUGUUUUGACAUCUCUCAGCUAUCAGCUAUCAUCAUGCGAUACGGUGUUUCUUUUCUGGUGGCAACCUUUGCGGGGCUCACCUUGGCUCAGUGGAACAACAACUCACCGGCUCCCAUCGAGCCUGCACCCGCACCAUGGACUCUGAAGGGCACAGUCUACGCCAUCACCUUUGUUACGCCAUCAACCGACCUACCGAUAAAGGCGUUUCCGCCUCUUGAGCGGCAGUUCGCAUCAGCUACGGAGGGCGAAUAUCUCGGCGGUCUAGGCAUGAUCCAAAUCAUUCGGUACACUGAGAGUCCCGUAGGGCCGUAUGAUGAACUACUCAUUGUUCCUGGUUUCUUCAAGUACAGUUACACGGAUGCCGCAAGCGGGAUUUCCCAAGAGAGAACAAAUGUCAGAGUCAGCAGAAUCUAUGUCAGUCAAAAGUACACGUGCUGGAAUGGGAGAAUAAACUGGAAUAUUCCCAAACACCUUGCCCGGUUUGACUGGACUGAGGAUGAGCACGGGGAAACAGCUGUCAAGAUUUACCCUCACGAUACGACGGGAGACCCAAGAGAGUCCAAACCUGCGGGGAAGCCUUGGUUCCAGGCUAAAUUCAAGCCUUCACUGCCAGGCGUUCUACCGUUCAGCACAGAUCUGUACAAAAUAUUGGGCGUCAACGCCACUCUGGCCCAGCCGCCUCUUCCGUAUGCCAACACCAGCUUAGGUGAGCUUGCCGGAACAAGUCAUUGGGCUGCCACUGUGCCCGAGCAAGUCACCGACAGUGCAUCGUUGGGAAUUUUUGAUUUGAAUCAGGAGGGUGGUGACGUUGAAGAUAAUCUUGGGACGAACGCAGUGGGCGAUGAGAAUUUCCCUAAUUUUUGGCCGGGUCUCCUACGUUUCCAUCCUGGCAUCAAACUGGAGAACGCUACCAUCACGUUCAAUGCUCCCGAGAUCUGGAAUAACUAGGAACGUUGAAUGUCAUUAAAGCUGCAGACUCACUGUUUCCACUAUUCAUGUUUCUUGUAUCAAAAUGAUUCAAAGCCCCAUAGGUUCGAGGAGACACGAAGAGCAAAUGCCCUCGGACCUAUCUGAGCUUUGUUUGCACUAGAG
Messenger RNA from Colletotrichum navitas, 1209 nucleotides. RefSeq lists its product as uncharacterized. NCBI's taxonomy places the organism in Eukaryota, Fungi, Ascomycota, Sordariomycetes, Glomerellales, Glomerellaceae. The transcript has 2 exons. Bases 151 to 1065 code for a protein of 304 amino acids. The record is from RefSeq and is a predicted model, not a curated record.